This is a messenger RNA of Teleopsis dalmanni, 1868 nucleotides long. Its product is annotated as phosphatidylinositol 4,5-bisphosphate 5-phosphatase A-like. Gene Ontology annotation, biological process: phosphatidylinositol dephosphorylation. Gene Ontology annotation, molecular function: phosphatidylinositol-4,5-bisphosphate 5-phosphatase activity. Gene Ontology annotation, cellular component: ruffle; plasma membrane; cytoplasm. The transcript is spliced from 2 exons. NCBI's taxonomy places the organism in Eukaryota, Metazoa, Arthropoda, Insecta, Diptera, Diopsidae. The record is from RefSeq and is a predicted model, not a curated record. Bases 294 to 1355 code for a protein of 353 amino acids.
UACUACAAAAUAUUUAUAUUCUUUAUUUACGCUCUCUUUGAAUUUCUAGUAGUCAAUGAGUUCAGCGGAAAACAACAAUAGUAGUUCGUAAAUCAGAAGCCAUAAAAGAUGCAUUGCGUAUUAGUUGAGUACGUAUAAGAUUUAAAAAAACUUUCAGACGCGGAGCUGAAGUGAAGUGUUAUAUAAAAAAAGCGGACAAAAUUUACUAGUAAUAAGCAAGAUUGACGUAAACUUGCAAAAAUAAACGUGACUUGAAUUCAAAACCAGUAUAAAAUUCGUCGAAUCGAUAAGUCAUGGUCGCUGCAAAGGCUAUUGCAGAUCUCUGCAUUUAUAUAUUAACUUGGAACGUUGGUACGAAUUCGCCAAAUAAUCUGUCAUUGACAGAUGCACUAUCGCUAAAUGGUACUUCCAAUUGCCCUGACCAACAAAUCCCUGAUAUAUAUGUUAUUGCAUUACAAGAAGUUAAUACCAAGCCAAAAAAUCAACUUUUAAACUAUUUUCAAGAUGAUCCUUGGGUUUUCAAGAUACGUGAACAUUUUAACGAUAAACAGUUUGCCAAAGUAUCAACAGAACAAUUGCAAGGAAUUCUCAUUAUGAUGUUUUCGCAAAUACAGCAUAUUCCACAUAUAAAGGAUAUUGAAGUUGGAAGUACUAAGACUGGUUUUGGUGGCUUAUGGGGUAACAAAGGUGCAGUUAGCAUACGUAUGAGUUUAUAUGGUACUGGUGUGGCAUUUGUUGGUGCACAUUUAGCAGCUCACGACAAAAAACUAAAAGAACGAAUAGAAGAUUAUAAUCAAAUUAUAAAUAAUCAUCACUAUGAUACAAACAAAUACAAAACGAUAUUUGAUCACGAUUUUGUUUUUUGGUUUGGUGAUCUAAACUUUCGCAUCGAUGGUACUGACUCAGCCUGGGAUAUACGUACUUUAGUGGAAGCUCGCCAAUUUGCUGAGCUACUUGAACGUGAUCAAUUAAAUUUAGUGCGUAAAACUGGAAAUGCUUUUGGCCGAUUAGAAGAGCAUACAAUUGAUUUUGCACCUACAUUCAAAUUUAUUGAGGGUACAUCGGAUUACGAUUUAAAUCGUAGACCUGCAUGGUGUGAUCGCAUUCUAUAUCGUGUUCAAGCUGAUAAAUAUCCUAGCAUUAAGUUGAGUCUCGAUCAGCUAUCAUAUAAAUCACAUCCUGAGUAUACAUUAUCUGACCACAAACCAGUAUCUGCGGAAUUUCUCUAUAAAAUUGAAACCGAAACUCAUACCGAUGAAGACCUCCACAUACUAACACAUAGUGAUGGAAAUACCGAAACUCCAUUAGCCAGUGUAAUUAUAUUGACUACUGCAUUUUUAUACGCAUUUAUUUAAGUUUCUGUCUUCCAUAGUUUUUUUAGUGUACAAAAAAACGAAAAUUUAUUAACUCAAGAACAAAUCUGAAAGAUUGGUGAUAAGGUUGACGUCAAACGUUUAGUAGUCAGUAUGUUAAAGAACUACCUCUCUCUGUAUUUUGGGUCUUCACCUUCGUUUUGUUUUUUUUGUUAAAGUUAAUUAUUUUGUUUUGUCGAACGAAGGCAGUUUCUCAAAAUCUUCUCAAGUUUUUAACACACAGUAAUCUCACAUAAUUUAUACUCCUUAUUAUUAACAAAUUAUAUACACUUAAAACUGUAUUAAUAUUCACCAUAUUGAUUGUAUAAGUUUGAACAUUUUAUAUAAUACUUAUAUCAGUAAUGCAGAUUAAAAAUUUUUUGAAAUUGCUAAUUGAAAUAAUGUGUUUUUUACAUGUAUUAGAGACUCUCUUAAUUACUUUAUACUAGUAUCAAUAGAUGAUACGUACACAGUGUGAUUUAAACAUAUUGUAUAAUAAAAUAUCAUAUAUGAAUA